AUCUUUGGUAUGUUUAUCUAUCUGAUGAUAAACAUGGCUGAAAUUUUGUUUUUAUUUGCGGCAAUAGCUAAACUUCGACCUCUAGUAGAUAUUUGGAGUCAGAGUUUCGUAACAGUGAGGCGGUAGAAAAUGACACGUGUUUUGGGAAGUAUUUCACAGACUGUCAACGUCUGUAAUACAAUUCCGUUCCUAGUAAGGUGCCUCAGCAGAGACGUAAAACCAGCAGUGAAGAAUAUUAAAAAUGAUUUGAUUGGGCCACCUAAUCAGCUGUCUAAUCUGCGCCCCAUUGUUUUUCACAUACCAGAAAAUGAGUCUGCCAUUGAAAAGAAGUUUCGUCUGGAACGAGAAGAAACACAGAAGUGGAAUGAAGCUUUCUGGGCUACACACAACAAGAGAUUUUUUAAGGAGCGAGAUGAGUACAUUACUGCAAAUAGUGACCAAAAAGUACCUCUAACAGCAGAUGAAAUGUCUGUCUUUUACAAGUCAUUUCUUGAUGAACACUGGAAGAUACACAUGCGUUACAAUGCUGAAUGGUACAGAAGAAAUGUGUCAUUACUUUUUCUAGCCAUUCGAGUAAAAUUGCAUAAGAUAAGAAAUACAUUGAAAUUUUCAAAACCAUGAAGUGUGAUAAGGAUCAAUAAAAAUGUCGUAAAAAAA
Molecule: messenger RNA, 657 nt
Organism: Schistocerca cancellata (South American locust)
Lineage: Eukaryota; Metazoa; Arthropoda; Insecta; Orthoptera; Acrididae
Gene: Coa8
Product: cytochrome c oxidase assembly factor 8
Exons: 3
Coding region: 130-621 (163 amino acids)
Biological process (GO): intrinsic apoptotic signaling pathway
Cellular component (GO): mitochondrion
Source: RefSeq, a predicted model, not a curated record